ACUUGGCUGCGAGCGACUCAUCCGAGUUUAUCUCUAACCACGUACAACGUCAACAUCAACCAUGUCUGCAGUCACGAUCUCAAACAUCUCCUCAAACACCACCCAGGAGAAGCUCCAUGAAUUCUUCAGUUUCUGCGGCAGCAUCCAGUCAAUUGAUCUCAAAUCCGAGGGGGAUUCGAAACAAUCCGCAGUCGUUACCUUUGAGAAACCUUCGUCUGUCGGCACAGCGCUCAUGCUCAAAGGCGGUACUCUAGAUGGUGAACAACUCCACAUCACCUCAGACGUGAAAAACCACAAUCAUCAGGAGGGAUCGCACCACUCUAGCGCCCCUUUCGAACAAUCGGACAAGCCUAGAGCUGGAAUUGCCGCUGAGUAUCUGGCAAAAGGCUACAAGCUCUCCGACCACAUCUUGCAGCGAGCCAUCGAAGUUGACCACAAGCAUGGGAUCUCCAAACGGUUCAUAGACUAUAUGCACGGCCUCGACAAAUCAGUUGGCCAGAAAGCUCUCGGUCCUGACCAAACGGUAUCCGGGAAAGUGCAUUCGACGCUCAAGGGUGCGCAUACCAGGGCAAUGACCAUUGACGAACAGAAAGGUUAUUCCAAGGCUGCCCACGAGUACUACUCAAAGGCGAUCUCGUCUCCCUUUGGAAAGUCUGUCCUCGAGUUUUACACUACUACUUCCAAGCAAGUUCUCGACAUUCAUGAGGAAGCUCGUCGUAUGGUCGACCAACAGUCAGGUACGGCUUCCACUCCGGGCAAUACCGCAACCACUAGUAGUGGCGCGGCCGGACCUGAUGCACAAGCUGGUCCCACGUCCCAAGCCGCUCCCACUGUUGUUUGAAGGCUAUCAUGAUGGACGAUAAGGACAUUGGUGUCAAUAUUCUUCCUUCCGUAGGGUAGCAUAUUAUAUCACUACGUAUUUCCAACGACUGAAUUGUAAUGUUACUGUACCAUAUAUGAUCUGGCUGACUCCACUGUGUAGUAAACGGGAGUCUUGAUAGAUACGCCACACAAGGAAGAUCGGUAAUCCCCACACUCAUAGCCUACUCAAAC
Molecule: messenger RNA, 1053 nt
Organism: Suillus paluster
Lineage: Eukaryota; Fungi; Basidiomycota; Agaricomycetes; Boletales; Suillaceae
Exons: 8
Coding region: 62-841 (259 amino acids)
Molecular function (GO): RNA binding
Source: RefSeq, a predicted model, not a curated record